Molecule: messenger RNA, 1819 nt
Organism: Brassica rapa (field mustard)
Lineage: Eukaryota; Viridiplantae; Streptophyta; Magnoliopsida; Brassicales; Brassicaceae
Product: ribosomal lysine N-methyltransferase 3
Biological process (GO): peptidyl-lysine monomethylation
Cellular component (GO): nucleus
Molecular function (GO): protein-lysine N-methyltransferase activity
Source: RefSeq, a predicted model, not a curated record
UUAGAGUUCUGUCCAAAAAGAAAAGAGUUGUGUGUUAAUUUGAAGGGUAUUUCCGUCAAUUCCUUCAAAUGUUAUACGGAUGAAAAACCCUUCUUCAUCUGAUUGACGCCGUCCGUGUCUCUCUGCUCUAUCCGGACGUUGUUUCUGUUUCUCUCCGGCAAAGCCAUCACAGAGUAACUCAAAGAGACUUCGAAGAUCAUGGCUUCAAGGAGGUUAAUUGCAUUCAAGAAAUGGAUGAAAGCAAACGGAGUCGAUUGCAGCGACGCUCUCGACCUCCUCGAGGACCAAAACGACGCCGUAUCCGUCAAAGCCUCACGUGACUUGAAGGAAGGAGACGUCGUCGCCAACAUCUCCAAAACUGCUUGUCUCACCGUUAAAACCAGCGGGGCUCGUGAGAUGAUCGAAUCCGCUGAGUUAGAUGGACCUUUAGCUCUCUCAGUGGCUAUCAUGUACGAGAGAGGCUUGGGCGAAGAGUCUCCAUGGGCUGGUUACCUUCAGAUCCUUCCUUUCCAAGAAGAUUUGCCUCUUGUCUGGCCCCUUGAGGACUUGGACUCUCUCUUGUCUGGAACUGAGAUUCACAAGGAUGUGAAGAAAGACCAUGGUCUUGUUUAUGAGGAUUGGGAAGAGAACAUUGUGCCACUUACCUCUUUACUGCCUGAGAAUGUUGAUCCUGGUUCGUUUGGAAUCAAAGAGUAUCUUGCGGCCAAGAGCCUAAUUGCGUCACGGUCUUUUGAAAUCGAUGACUACCAUGGAUGGGGGAUGGUCCCUCUUGCAGAUCUCUUCAAUCAUAAAACCGGGGAGGAAGAUGUUCAUUUCACCGCUGAGUUACCUCACAGUGAAUCUGAUUCCGAAGCUGAUGAAACUGACAACAGUGAUGCCACUGAUGAAGACGAGCCUUCCAGUAAAAACUCUUCCUCCCCUGAGCAAUCUCUGGAGGGUGAAAACACUGACGAAGAAGCCAAAGAACAAGAAGAGGAAGAAGACUCUUCCGUGUUGCAAGACGAUGUAUCCAGUUUAGAAAUGAUCAUGGUGAAGAACGUCCCAGCUGGAGCCGAGGUAUACAACACAUACGGUUUGAUAGGUAACGCAGCGUUACUCCACAGAUACGGAUUCACAGAACUCGACAAUCUCUACAACAUUGUAAACAUAGAUCUCGACCUAGUAACCGAGUGGAGCACAUCCUCAUUCACAACCCUGUACACUCGAGCCAGACUCUCCUUGUUUAAAAAGCUAGGCUACAACUCAGAGUACUUCGAGGUUUCUCCAACCGGAGAACCCGAAACCGAGCUCCUCAUGCUACUCAACAUCCUCCUCUUACCAGACGACACAUACAACAAACUCGACCAAACAGGAGAUUGUGUGUCUAAAGAAGGAAGAGAGAUAACCAUAGGGAAACACAAGGUCGUGUUUGGAGAGAGUUGCAGGAGCGACGUGCUUCUCACGGAUGGUGUCUGUGAGGCUCUUCUUGCUAUUGUGGAUAAGAGAGAGAGUUUGUAUGGGACGUCGAGUUCUUUGGAGGAUGAUGUUGUUAGGGUGGAGAGCUGUGUUCUCCCGAGAGACAGGAGGUUGUAUCAUUCCCUUGUGUUGCGUGUGAGUGAGAGGAGGAUUCUUGAGAAGCUUAGGAGUAAUGUUCGUGAGAGACUCGGUGAGGUCUCCGGCGGGAAACGCCGGAAGAAGAUGAACUCUUUAAAAUCUUAGCACGUGCGUAAUUUACUUUCUUGAAAGUUUCAGUUUUAGUCCUCCAAGUUUUGAUUUUAUUUCAAUUUGUUCCCGUAACAUUGAAUUUUAUCUGCAAGAGCUUCUUUUUGUCCUAUUUAUA